This is a messenger RNA of Ixodes scapularis (black-legged tick), 1032 nucleotides long. Its product is annotated as 15-hydroxyprostaglandin dehydrogenase [NAD(+)]. Gene Ontology annotation, molecular function: oxidoreductase activity, acting on the CH-OH group of donors, NAD or NADP as acceptor. Gene Ontology annotation, cellular component: cytoplasm. The record is from RefSeq and is a predicted model, not a curated record. Bases 102 to 878 code for a protein of 258 amino acids. NCBI's taxonomy places the organism in Eukaryota, Metazoa, Arthropoda, Arachnida, Ixodida, Ixodidae. The transcript has 7 exons.
AAAAGCAAAGAGGUUUCUUGGCGCUGUGUACGCCGCCGAUUGCGACUUUAGGAAAGAUUCAUCUUCUGACCAAAGGGUAGGCUGUGCGCGAACAAAGUAGCAUGAGUGAAAACUUCGAAGGCAAGGUGGCACUGGUCACGGGUGGUGCCAUGGGACUCGGAAAAGCGAUCACAAAGCUCUUGCUCAGCGAAGGAUGCCGCGUUGCUGUUGCUGAUAUGAACCAGCUGGCGGGGGAAAAGACCCAGCAAGAGUUUCAAGCCAUUUAUGGUGCGGACAGAAUCAAGUUUAUCAUCUGUGACGUCACCGACGACGAAGCCUUUGAAGACUGCUUCAGAGAGGUGAAGAAGACAUUUGGCCGCCUGGACAUCACUGUGAACAACGCUGGGUUUGCGGUCGAGUCGCGUUGGAGAAAGAUCUUCGAAAUCAACACGAUGGCCGUUUACUUUGGUACUCUGCUCGCGUUAAAGUACAUGGGAAAAGAUCAUGGAGGUGACGGCGGAUUCGUUAUUAACAUCGCGUCAAUCGCAGGAUUGGUGGUGUGUCCAGUGAUCCCGGCCUACAACGCUUCCAAGUAUGGCGUCAUCGGACUAACUCGGGCGUUUGGAACGGACUUCUACUAUUCACGCACGGGCGUCAGGGUGAGCUGCCUCUGUCCCGAGCCGAUAGAGACGGACCUCUGGCGGGGCAUCUCCAACUUCUGCCAGGAGAUCAAGGUCAACUCGCCCUACAUCACCGAGAACUACGGCAAGCAGAUCCAAAAAGCCGAGAACGUGGCCAAGGGAGUGACGAAGCUGAUUCGCGACGAACGCAAUGGUGCCGCCCUCCUCUCGUUGUACGACGAAGGCCUCGUGUAUCACGAGUUCACGACUGUGCGAUGAGCUAUGACGCGCGAUCAUCGUUGAAGUUGCGAAUCCUCGCUCUGUACAUAUAUUUACUGCGUAAAUUUAACCGAUCCUUUCUUCGCCGUAAAGUGUUGGCAACAUUUUUUUGUACCGUUACAUGCUGAUGUAUAAAAAAAUUGCUUCAGUGGUG